Messenger RNA from Adineta ricciae, 6735 nucleotides. The record is from the annotation of a GenBank genome assembly. NCBI's taxonomy places the organism in Eukaryota, Metazoa, Rotifera, Eurotatoria, Adinetida, Adinetidae.
AUGAGUGUGAGACGUUUAAUUCGUUGGUUUCAUAAUCGGAUUCAGAAUUACAAUCUUUUCAUCACGGGUGAAGAUGAAUAUGAAGAUAACAUUCAUCAGUCAAAAGAUCCAACAACAAUUCUCAAACAACAACGAUAUACAACUUGGCUUUAUAUUUUUCUUCUUAUGAUAUUUCUUUAUACACUCUUCUUUAUCGCAUUACUGAGUCCUCAGCGUCGAACAGUGAUAAUCGAAAAUAUCACUCCAAUUGUCUUCAAAGAACUUUCUUCUGAACAUGGUGAAACACUUUCUUGUCCGUGUUCAACAAUUACGACGACAUAUAAAACCUUUGUUACAAAUAAUAUUUCAUCGCAUCCUGUAUGUUCAAGUGUUUUUGUUAGUAGAGAAUGGAUUGAAGCGCUCUAUAUAGCAGAUGCAAGUCGAUACUUAGUGAUAGACUUUCGAACAACAGCUAAAUCUCAAUUUGAUCUACUAGCCGCAUUGUGUACAGCCUCAAAAGAUGCCGUUUUUCAGGCAUUAAAUGAUAUCGACAAUCAAGAACUAGUCACCGUCCAACUUCUUGAAACAGCAAACGUUCAAUCUCAAGUCGAAGCAAAUGUUGAUUUCAUUUUAGCGAUGGCAUCAUCGAAAAUCACUUCAAUUUUAAAUUUUCUCCAAGUUUUAUAUCAAUCAAAUACUUUAGUUUCCGCUCUGAAUACAAAUGCACUGGUUACUUUCUAUGAUUCGAGAGCUUUAGGUACUUUUCCUAAAAUGUAUAUAGAUCCUACAUAUUAUUUGCAUUUAACGCCUAAUUACACCAAUUUGGAAUAUGCUUUAUCUUGUGCUUACGGUAAUUCAACUGCUCCAGCUGGCAUUUUCACAAUGCCAAAUCCGCAAUACAAAGAAAAUCAUCAGAACUGGGCUCAUGCUCCAGUUUCCUUGGCACCGUAUGCUUUCAAUAUGAUUGAUGGCUUUUUUGGAGGAUGUACUCCACUUGACGCUCUUCUUGCAAGUACCCUUGAUUGUCUGUAUAAAGUGAACUGUCUCAAAAACAUGACUGGUUACUUUCCACGUCUUGAUGAUACAAAAUCAUUUUGGAACAAUACACUUCCACCUUCAGAACAACUAAACAUUUCUGUGAAGAAUUUAAUCAAAAGUCUUUUUAUUGAAGGACGAUCGACAGAAGUCAAUUACAUGAAAUAUUUUAAUCAAUGUUCUCCGUCAUUCUGCACAUAUACAACAACAGAUCAAAUUAAUUUUUCUUAUAUAAUUACUCUUCUAAUUAGUCUUUAUGGUGGUUUAACUGCUAUACUUCGAUUCAUUGCACCUGUUUUGAUAAAUGCGAUACUAAUCGUCAAAAAUCGUACUCUAAAGAUCAAUAUUAAUCAUCAGCGAUGUUUAACAUCGAUUCACAAAUUGGGCGAAUGGAUAAAACAAUUGAACUUAUUCAAAUCAGUUGCUGAUCGAACAACUGAUGAUAUUAAACAACAACGUAUUACAACACGUCUUUAUUUGAUUCUGUUCACAAGUUUAAUUCUUAUUUUCUUAUUGUAUCAUUCAUUCAAUACGCAAACAGUUAUAAUGGUACAAUAUAAUCCAUCAUUUCUUACCUACAAACAUUUACAAACAAUGUAUUUGAACACAUUGAAAUGUCCUUGUUCGAAAAUAGCAAUGCCCUAUAAAACAUUCACUUCAUUAUCACCUACUUUGCAUCAAAUUUGUUCAAGUGAUUUAAUUGGUGAGUCAUGGAUUUCAUUUCUUGUCGAAGUGGGAACGUAUAAUCCUGAAAAUACAUGGGUGACCGAAAGUGGCCGAUAUUUCCAAAUGUUAUCGUCUCUCUGUCAAUUAAUUAAACAAACAAUUGAUGAAAAUGUUCGCCGUUUUUUAUCACAAACUUUUGCUACGUCACAUGUACUUAUUGAACCUGAUUUUAAUGCUCAAUUAAAUGCAACUAUUUCACAAUUUACACAAUCAAUAAACAUUAGUUUUAGUCUUUUAAUCGAAGUAAUGCGAACUUUUAUGCAAAUAGAUCAACCUUUGACAAUAUUCACAACAGCAGAUUAUUCACAACUAAUCCCAUUGAUUGUUGUGAAUAAUAAUACUGGUCAAGAUGAGAUACAAAUCAAAUUUCAGUGGAAUACAUUACUUAACGAUGACGUCUUCGACACAAAUUGUGUUUGUGCCUUUGAUACUCAAUGUCGAAGUCCACUGCGCGUCAAAAUUAUUGAUACAUUAAGUAUCUUGACUCAAUCACUAAACUCCUGGUCCGAUAUUAUCGGUUAUAGGCCAUUAGGUAUGUUUGAAGGAUGUUUCACUAUUGAUUCACUUCUUUUAUCAACACUCGAAUGUUAUUUUUCAACCCUCGAUUGUUUGCCGAUCAUCUUAUACAAUUUAAAUCAAGCGAGAAUAUCCACAGAGAUACCAUGGAUCAAUGUUCAUCCACUCUUUUAUCGUGAAACAUCAACUCGUUUUGCUCGAAAUACUUCACUGAAAUUGAUAUUAAAAGAAAUCAUGAUUGAACAAUGGAAUCCAUCAUUCUUAUUCAAUGAUUAUUAUGAUGUUUGUGCACCAGAUUAUUGUACUUAUUCGGAGACAAAAUAUGGUGAAAGUUUCAUUGAAAUUCUGAUCGCAUUAGUUUCCAUGAUUGGUGGUUUGAUGGUUGUGCUGCGCAUCAUCACACCUCUACUUAUCAAAUUGAUCUUUCGUGUAUCACAUCCACAAGUAAAAAAUCGACAACCAGAACGUCGUAACUUAUCCUAUCGAUUCAAAAUCAAUCUGAAAAAACUGAGUAUGUUCGUCCAGAGUAAACUGCUGAAUCUAAAUCUGUUUCCACCAUGGACUUUUGGAAGUGAUAUCGAGCGAACCACAGCAAAAUAUUAUGGUCAAUUAUCUACUCGUCUUUAUAUCGUUGUUCUCGUCCUCAGUAUUGUCAUCUCUGCUCUCUACACAGUUAUUCGACCUCAAACAUUGACGAAAACAUUUGUCAAUCCAUCCUUCGAUACCUAUUCUCGUCUCAUUCGAGAUCACAAAAAUGAACUUCAAUGUCCCUGUUCGACGAUUUCAUCACCAUACAAAAACUAUGUUGCAAUACAACCCAUAAUUCAUCAAAUUUGUUCAAGUCGUUUUGUUUCGAGUGCAUGGCGAAUGAAUCUUACAAACGAUCUCACUUCUGAUUUAUCUACUUAUGAUGAAAAAGACUAUCGACGGUUUCUCUCAGCUCAUUUGCAAUUUCUGACUCAAUUAUGUGAACUUUCUAAUCAAUCAGUGGAAUAUUCUAUUCAACAAAGUCUUUCUUCACUUUUCAUCACCAAUCAACUUUUGUCAGAAACAUUGUUUGUCCCACAUAUUGAAUCUAUGAUUAAUAUGACUAAAUCAAGUGCACCUGUAACACUUGCUCGUCUUCUCUUUCUUUUACGAUCGACAAGUCGUGGAAAUGCAUUUGUUUCAACAUAUGGAACAAACUUUCAUUAUAUUAUUCCUUUUUAUGUCACUUUAGGAAAGGUUGUUUGUCACACUGAAGCAGCAAUUUAUGACAAUAAUUGUUCAUGUGGAUUGAAUACAACUUGUACUGUACAAGCCAGCUUCACUACAGCAAAUUCAUCAAAACCUGUUCCAAUCGACGGAUUGAAAAUAGGUUGUACACCAAGUGAAUCAUUUUUAGCAUCAACUCUCCAAUGUUUCUAUAAUUCAUCAUGUAUUGAUCUCAUUUAUGAAAUGGCAAACUCUCGUAUGAGCGAUAUUCCUGAUCCUUUGAACACAACUAUCAGUCGAUUUUCAGUAAAUAUGACUGUUGCUGAUCUUGUCAAUGAAUUAUUUGUUGAAAGAUGGUCAACAAUAAUGGAUUAUUCAUCAUAUUUUCAUAUAUGUUCACCUAAAUCCUGCUCAUAUACUUACAGACAACAGCUCGAUUCAUUUUAUACAGUUACUUAUCUUCUUGGUCUUUAUGGUGGACUUUCACUUAUUCUUAAAUGGAUAUGUCCAAAAAUAAUUUAUCUCAUGAUGAAAUUCUAUGAAAAUCGAAAGAAACGAAGACAUUUAGUCGAACCAAUACGCAACAUUGAGACAACAACUAAUGGUAUAAAACGCAAGUCUUUAAAUACUCAUCAAAAGACUACUCCUUUGGAAACAAAACCAACGGUUUCAAUACAGACGAUAAAUUCAUUUUGGACAUCAUUGGGCUAUUGUGGAUUGGGUUUAGUGUUGUUUGGACUUAUUGCAACACUUCUUAUCGCUUCAACUUUUUAUUAUAUUCGACAAAAUAACAAACAAUCUAAAACAAUAAACGAUGUCUCCAAUAGAACUGUUAAUUUCAACAUUAGUAUAUCUAAUAAUGUUACCCUGGAAGUUUUCAAUACAACCAACACUUUUACAAUCCAAGACAAUUCCUCGAUACUGUACUCAACUUACAUAUCAGCGUUAACUACGCGUAGUCCAAAGUAUUGUCGUCAAACUUUUUGUACUGGAUCACUUUAUCAUUACCAAGCUUUAUUGAUUAAUGUGUCUACAAGUGGAUAUUAUAGUAUUGCAUCAGGCGGUGGGUUGUAUGUAUAUGGGUGUUUGUACAAUGGCACUUUUGAUCCUUUGUUUCCUUCUGAAAACUUAAUUGUUGAGAAUAGAGAAGGUCCUGUGCUUGGGCAAUUUGGAAUCAAAUAUUUUUUUCAAUCUACAGAAACAUAUAUUUUGGUUGUAACAACACAAUAUGCAGGUGAUACAGAGGUAUUUUGGCUCUUCGGAUUCGGUGUUGCACCAAUUACUUAUAAUCAACUAAAUCUAACAGAUCUGCCAGUUGUACAAUCAACCUAUUCAUCAGCCUUGACGGAUUUUAGUCUAACAUAUAGUCGUUCAUAUAAUAGUUCAGAACUGAUCUACUAUUAUCAAGCUAUUCGAAUUAAUGUAGCAACGAGUGGUUAUUAUACCAUAGCAUCGAGCAGCCCUAUGGAUACUUGUGGAUAUUUAUACAAUGGUACUUUCGAUCCUUCAUUCAUUUCUCAAAAUUUAAUCGUUGCGGAUGAUCUUUAUAUGGGGUAUCAUCGCCUUGCACUGGUAUAUUUUCUUCAGUCUGCAGAAACGUAUAUCGUAGUCGUAACAACAGCGUAUCCGUUUGAUAUAGGCACGUUUUCACUCAAUGGAUAUGGCCCAGGAACCAUUGUUUAUAAUCGACUAAGUACGACAGAUCCUCCGAAAAUACAAUCAAUCUAUUCGUCCGCUUUGACAAUAUAUAGCCCAAAAUAUUGCCAUGACAGUAGUUAUUGUUCUGAAUUUAUGCAUUACUAUCAAGCUAUUCAAAUCAAUGUUUCAACAACUGGCUAUUACAGUAUUGCAUCAGAAAGUGAUAUGUAUACAUAUGGGUAUCUGUAUAAUGGUACAUUUGAUCCUUCAUUCAUUUCUCAAAACUUAAUUACUGGGAAUGACAACAACACUGGAUAUAGCCAAUUUAGAUUUGUAUAUUAUCUUCAAUCUACAGAAACGUAUGUUAUGGUUGUGACAACAUAUAUUAUAUAUGCUACGGGAAGAUUUUCACUCAUCGCGAUUGGUGCAGGAAGGGUCAAUUAUGAUCGACUAAGUAUAACAGGCUCUUCGAGGAUAUAUUCGAUCUAUUCGUCCGCCUUGACGAAUUCCAGUGCAAUAUAUUGUCAUAAAAUCUAUUGCUAUCCACCAUCCUAUUCCUAUCAAGCUAUUCAAAUCAAUGUUUCAACAAGUGGCUACUACAGGAUUGCAUCAAACAGUACUAUGAAUACAUAUGGAUAUCUGUACAAUGGCACAUUUGAUCCUUCAUUCACUUCUCAAAACUUAAUUAUUGAGAACGACAACAGUGCUGAACAUGAACAAUUUGGCUUCGCUUAUGCUCUCCAAUCUGCAGGAACGUAUGUUGUGGUUGUGACAACAUACUCUGCACGGAUUACAGGAGCAUUUUCACUCAUCAUGGAUGGUCCAGGAACGGUCAAUUAUGAACAACUAAACACAACAAGCCCAUCAAUAAUUCAAUCGAUCUAUCCUUCAGCCUUGACGGAUUUCAGUGCAACAUAUUGUCGUAAAAUCUAUUGCUAUCCACCAUCCUAUUCCUAUCAAGCUAUUCAAAUCAAUGUUUCAACAAGUGGUUAUUACACUAUUGUAUCAAACAGUAGUAUGGAUACAUAUGGAUAUCUGUACAAUGGCACAUUUGAUCCUUCAUUCACUUCUCAAAACUUAAUUAUUGAGAACGACAACAGUGCUGAACAUGAACAGUUUGGCUUCGCUUAUGCUCUCCAAUCUGCAGGAACGUAUGUUGUGGUUGUGACAACAUACUCUGCACGGAUUACAGGAGCAUUUUCACUCAUCAUGAUUGGCCCAGGAACGGUCAAUUAUGAUCAAUUAAAUAAAACAAGCCCAUCAAUAAUUCAAUCGAUCUAUCCUUCAGCCUUGACGGAUUUCAGUGCAACAUAUUGUCGUAAAAUCUAUUGCUAUCCACCAUCCUAUUACUAUCAAGCUAUUCAAAUCAACGUUUUGACAAUUGGCUAUUACAGCAUUGCAUCAAACAGUAGUAUGGAUACGUAUGGGUAUCUCUACAAUGGCACAUUUGAUCCUUCAUUCAUUUCCCAAAACUUAAUUAUUGAGAAUGACGAUGGCGCUGGAAGCCGUCAGUUUGGAUUGACAUACUACCUUCAAUCUGCAGGGACAUACAUUGUGGUUGUGACAACAUACUCUGCAGCUAUUAAGGGAAGAUUUUCACUAAUCGUAAGCGGCUUAGCAGCUGUUACUUUUAACCAUGAGCAAUGA